This is a messenger RNA of Pezoporus occidentalis (night parrot), 2169 nucleotides long. Its product is annotated as neuroligin-2-like. Gene Ontology annotation, cellular component: plasma membrane; cell surface; postsynaptic specialization membrane. The coding region runs from base 116 to 2140 and encodes 674 amino acids. Lineage: Eukaryota; Metazoa; Chordata; Aves; Psittaciformes; Psittacidae. Gene Ontology annotation, biological process: chemical synaptic transmission; presynaptic membrane assembly; postsynaptic membrane assembly. The record is from RefSeq and is a predicted model, not a curated record. Gene Ontology annotation, molecular function: signaling receptor activity; neurexin family protein binding. The transcript is spliced from 5 exons.
UUUUUCCUCCUUCUCUUCCCUUGGUCCAGGUUUGCUCGCCAAAAAGCGCGAGGACGGCGCGGCCGCCGGCCCCCCCCCGGACGCAGACAUCCGGGACAGUGGGAAGAAGCCGGUGAUGCUCUUCCUGCAUGGGGGCUCCUACAUGGAGGGCACCGGGAACAUGUUCGACGGCAGCGUCCUGGCCGCCUACGGCAACGUCAUCGUCGUCACCAUGAACUACCGGCUCGGCGUGCUCGGCUUCCUGAGCACCGGGGACCAGGCGGCCAAAGGCAACUACGGGCUCCUGGACCAGAUCCAGGCGCUGCGGUGGCUCAACGAGAACGUGGGGCACUUUGGGGGCGACCCACAGCGCAUCACCAUCUUCGGCUCCGGCGCCGGCGCCGCCUGCGUCAGCCUCCUCAUCCUCUCCCACCACUCGGAAGGUCUCUUCCAGAAGGCCAUCGCGCAGAGCGGCACGGCCAUCGCCAGCUGGUCGGUCAACUACCAACCGCUCAAGUACACGCGGCUGCUGGCGGCCAAGGUGGGCUGCGAGCGCGCCGACACCGGCGCCGCCGUCGAGUGCCUGCGGCGCCAGCCCUUCCGCGCCCUGGUGGACCAGGACGUGCAGCCGGCGCGCUACCACGUGGCCUUCGGGCCGGUGGUGGAUGGCGACGUGGUGCCGGACGACCCCGAGAUCCUCAUGCAGCAAGGCGAGUUCCUCAACUACGACAUCCUCAUCGGCGUCAACCAGGGCGAGGGCCUCAAGUUCGUGGAGGACUCCUUGGAGAGCGAGGACGGGAUCUCGGCCUCCUACUUCGACUUCACCGUCUCCAACUUCGUGGACAACCUCUACGGGUACCCCGAGGGCAAGGACGUCCUGCGGGAGACCAUCAAGUUCAUGUACACGGACUGGGCCGACCGCGACAACGGCGAGAUGCGCCGCAAGACGCUGCUGGCGCUCUUCACCGACCACCAAUGGGUGGCGCCGGCGGUGGCCACGGCCAAGCUCCACGCCGAGUACCAGUCGCCCGUCUACUUCUACACCUUCUACCACCACUGCCAGACGGACGCCCGGCCCGAGUGGGCCGACGCGGCGCACGGCGACGAGAUCCCCUACGUGUUCGGGGUGCCCAUGGUGGGCGCCACCGACCUCUUCCCCUGCAACUUCUCCAAGAACGACGUGAUGCUCAGCGCCGUCGUCAUGACCUACUGGACCAACUUCGCCAAGACAGGGGACCCGAACCAGCCGGUCCCGCAGGACACCAAGUUCAUCCACACCAAACCCAACCGCUUCGAGGAGGUCGUGUGGACGCGCUUCGACGGCAAGGACAAGCGCUACCUGCACAUCGGCCUCAAGCCCCGCGUGCGCGACCACUACCGCGCCAACAAGGUGGCCUUCUGGCUCGAGCUCGUGCCCCACCUGCACAACCUGCACCAGCUGCCCCACGCCUCCACCACCACCCGCCUGCCCCCGCCGCCGCGGCGGCCCCCACCCGCGGCCACGCGGCGCCCGCCGCUCCCGUCGCUGCCGCCCCACGGCGACGAGGAGGACGAGGAGGGAGGUGAGGAGGAAGAAAGCAACGGUGGGGCAGGGGGGGGCCGGCGCCGCUUCGCCCCGUUCCCGGGGGAUUCCCGGGAUUACUCCACGGAGCUCAGCGUCACCGUGGCCGUCGGAGCCUCCCUCCUCUUCCUCAACAUCCUGGCCUUCGCCGCCCUCUAUUACAAGCGGGACAAGAGGCCCCCGUUGGAAGCAAGGCCCGGGGGGUGCCCCCGGCGUUUAAGCCCCCCCCCCACAACCACCACCACCACCAUGAGGGGGGGCGGGGGUGUCGGGGGGGGCCCUCCCCCCCCCAAUGACCUCCUGGGGCACGGCGGGGGCGGCGGCGGGGGGGGGAUGGAGGAGGAGUUGGUGUCGCUGCAGAUGAAGCAUCCCGAAAGGGGGGGGGGGCCGCUCCUUGGCAUGGGGGGCGGGGAGCCCCCCCCGGGACCCCCGGACUAUACCUUGGCGCUGAGGAGAGCCCCCGAGGACGUGCCCCUCGUCACCCCCAACACCAUCACCAUGGUGCCGGGGGGGCUCCCCAACCUGCACCCCUUCGCACCCCCCUUCCCCCCCGGCCAUAACAGUGCCCUGCCCCAUCCCCACUCCACCACCCGCGUAUAGUGGGGCUCUGACAUCCCCCACCCCCGCCG